Molecule: messenger RNA, 2234 nt
Organism: Fonticula alba
Lineage: Eukaryota; Rotosphaerida; Fonticulaceae
Product: guanine nucleotide-binding protein subunit beta
Exons: 5
Coding region: 134-1162 (342 amino acids)
Biological process (GO): G protein-coupled receptor signaling pathway
Cellular component (GO): heterotrimeric G-protein complex; cytoplasm
Molecular function (GO): protein binding; signaling receptor complex adaptor activity
Source: RefSeq, a predicted model, not a curated record
CCCGCCCCCCGGCGCUUCGCAGAGCUGUCCGCGCACCGCCGAUUGCUUGCCCUUCACGAGCUUGCAAGCAACCCACCCACUUCCAAUCUCGCUGUUUCCCCCUCCCACCCCAGCCGCCCCCCCUUUCGUCACCAUGUCCGACAUCCAGGAGCGGAUCGCCGCCGCCAAGAAGGAGGCCGAGGAGCUCAAGGAGAGCAUCAAGGCCAAGAAGGACAGCCUUGCCGACACUUCCCUUCGCCAGGUUGCCGCCUCCCUGGAGCCCCUCCCUCGUAUCCUGAUGAAGGUCCGUCGGACGCUCAAGGGUCAUCUGGCCAAGAUUUACGCCAUGCACUGGGCCGCCGACCGCCGGCACUUGGUGUCCGCCUCGCAGGAUGGCAAGCUCAUCGUCUGGGACGCCUACACCAUGAACAAGCUUCACGCCAUCCCCCUGCUCAGCAGCUGGGUCAUGACCUGCGCGUAUGCUCCCAGUGGCAACUUUGUUGCGUGCGGUGGCCUUGACAACAUUUGCUCAAUCUUCAGCCUCAAGACCAAGGAGGCCAAGAGUGUUCGCCAGCUGUCCGCCCACAUGGGCUACCUCUCAUGCUGCCGCUUCCUGUCGGACCGUGAGAUUCUCACCAGUUCCGGUGACAUGAAGUGCAUGCUCUGGGACAUUGAGAAGGGCAUGAGCACCAUCGAGUUCAAUGACCAUCGUGGUGAUGUCAUGAGUCUUUCUGUCAUGCCCGAGCGCAACAUCUUUGUCUCCGGCGCCUGUGACGCCCUGGCUCUUGUGUGGGACAUCCGUACCGGCAAGUGUGUCCAGAGCUUCUCCGGCCAUGAGACCGAUAUCAACGCCGUCCAGUUCUUCCCCAAUGGCGACGCCUUUGGCACUGGUUCUGAUGACGCUUCCUGCCGGCUGUUCGACCUGCGCGCCGAUCGCGAGCUCAACCAGUACACCCACGACAACAUCCUGUGCGGCAUCACCUCCGUGUCUUUCUCCGUCUCCGGGCGCCUCCUCUUCGCCGGCUACGAUGACUACAACUGCAAUGUCUGGGACACCCUGCGCGGUGAGCGCGUCGGUGUCCUGGCCGGUCAUGAGAACCGCGUGAGCUGCCUCGGUGUCAGCGCCGAUGGCAUGGCCCUCUGCACCGGCAGCUGGGACUCCCUUCUCAAGGUCUGGGCUUAAAAAGAGCCCGAAAGAGCGAGCGACGAGACGACAGGGCCAGCCCAAAGGGCGAGAGAGUGAGAGAGCGAGAGAAAGUGCCACAUCACACGAGCACAUAUGAGGGUCUCCUUCGGCAGUCCAUGUCAAGGGACGGAGCCAAAGAGAGAGAAAGAGAGAGAGAGACAGAGACAGAAAGAGAAAGAGAAAGCAAUCCAUAUGCGGUGUGAUGAUGACCACACAUUGCUGCAUGCGCCUGUCCCCUUUCACUUGCUGCUCUUCCUCGCGCCCUUCCCCCCCUCCCGCAUAUCGGCCCGGCCGGCCCGGCCUGCGCAGGGCGUGCACGCCCUCCUCUCCCUCCCCCCCCUCUCUCUCCUCCCUCUCGCGCUCCGUCCCCCUCCUCUCUCCUCCUUCCCCAGCAGCCUUUUAGAACGCGCCGCGUCCUCCCUCCUCCCAUCCACAUCACCCCUGUUUGCUUCCUCGUUCCUCGCAACCCGCUCCGAAGCUCUCAUAGGCGAGGGGGUGGGGGGGGGGGACGGGGACCGGGAGGGGAUGUCUCUCCUCCGUGCUUCCAUCCUCCUUCUUCGUCCAUCCCUCCCUCUGGGCACGAUGCGGUCCAUCCCCCUUCCCCUCCCCCGCCCCCCUCCCCCUACUGCCUCUUCAUCUCUCUUCCUCCCGCAUCCCAGCCAGCCAUCUUAGUUCCCGUCCCUGGCGCCCUGGUGUUCCCCCCCCCCCCUUCCUCUUCCUCCCCCCUCUCGGGCAUGCGAACCCCGAUGAGAGUGGAACCCCUCCCUCCUUCCUCCUUCUCCCCUCUUCCUCUUCCUUCCUGCACACAUGCCGCACGUAUGACAGAGAGCAAGCAAGGCUGGCAGGCGUGUUCUCAUGUGGCAUCUCCCCUUUUGCUGCCCACACGUGCUUCCACCUUCUUCCUCUCUUGUGCGCAUGCGCCAUCGAGUGAGAGGCAAAGGCGAGAGAGAGGGUGUGUGUGUGUCCAUGUGCGCCUACAUGCGCUUGGCGUGCAUGUGUAUGCCCACACGGGCACACAUACAUGUGUACAUUUCCCGUUUCUCCUCAACCCCCCCCCCCCCCCUCCUCC